GGAGACGGUUGCCAUGAGUUUCCUGAAGCGGUUCCCGCCGCCGGCCGAGGGGAUCCGGCAGCAGCAGCCCGACACUGAGGCGGUGCUGGGAGGUCGCGGGCUGGGCACCGGGACGCUGUACAUCGCUGAGAGUCGCCUUUCAUGGUUAGAUAAGUCUGGACUGGGUUUCUCCUUGGACUAUCCCACCAUAAGUUUACAUGCUGUCUCCAGGGACCUAAAUGCCUAUCCAUGGGAACAUUUGUAUGUCAUGGUGAAUGCCAAAUUUGAAGAGGAAGAGCCAAAAGAAACUCCCAUGGCUGAAGGGGAAGAGGAGGAAGACAGUGAUGAUGAUGAUGAACCAAUUGCAGAAUUCAGAUUUGUACCCAGCGACAAAUCAGCCUUGGAAGCUAUGUUUUCAGCAAUGUGUGAAUGCCAAGCCCUACACCCAGACCCUGAAGAUGAAGAUUCAGACAAUGAUUACGAAGGAGAGGAGUAUGACGUGGAGGCCCAUGAACAAGGACAAGGCGAUAUCCCUUCCUUCUACACAUAUGAAGAAGGGUUGUCACACUUAACUGCAGAGGGUCAAGCCACUUUGGAGAGAUUAGAGGGCAUGUUAGCUCAGUCUGUCAGCAGCCAGUACAACAUGGCUGGAGUGCGAACAGAAGAUUCAGUGAGAGAGUUUGAAGAUUCCUCUUGUGGCACUUCCAGAAUAAGCUGUAAAACUGAAGGCAUUGCAGUGACUAUUGGGAAUUAACCUCUUUAAUAACUUCUCUAUUAAUGACCUAAGCAUGGACAUCUACGUCUGUAAAUGCUUUUAUAGAUGUGCUUAAAACAGAGUUUGACAUUUCUGUGACCACCGUGGGGUUUUUAUUUAAAAGAUAAAAACAAUAACACCUCUUAUCUAAUGCUUGAAUGGGGCUAAUCAUGGCUUGUUUCUAGGAAGCCUUUGUAGGAAUUCUAGGAAUUAAGAAACAAAAUUGUAAUUAGAACAGAAUUCUAGGUUGUCCUAGAAUUUGUCCAUAUUUUUAUAUCUGUUUAUCCACUGAAUCAGCCAUGUCUGAUAGAAACAGGAGUUUAGUAAAGAAAAAUAAGGUCAGCUGAGGAUGCAAAGCAAAACUAACUAAAUGUUUAGCCCUCCAAGUAACUAGCUUUAUCUGUUCAGGUCUUUUGUCUGUCAUUUUUUUACUGACAGAGUUUGGGUAGGGGAGAGGCUAGAGUGAAGUCCCACAGAUGAGACUUGUUUUUGUGUCUUUGUAAUAAACAUUAACAAAAUUGUUUAAUAAACUUAGACUUUUGUAUCUCACAA
Emys orbicularis (European pond turtle) is the source of this 1285-nucleotide messenger RNA. It is a transcript of the gene CLNS1A, whose product is annotated as chloride nucleotide-sensitive channel 1A. The transcript has 6 exons. Gene Ontology annotation, cellular component: spliceosomal complex; pICln-Sm protein complex; methylosome. Lineage: Eukaryota; Metazoa; Chordata; Testudines; Emydidae. Gene Ontology annotation, biological process: mRNA cis splicing, via spliceosome; cell volume homeostasis; chloride transport. The record is from RefSeq and is a predicted model, not a curated record. Bases 14 to 733 code for a protein of 239 amino acids.